GUUUUCCUUCUGCYGUGUCAGUUUUCAGCUCUCUGUCACAGUCCCUGUGUUUGCGCGUAAAAGCAGAACCGCUGGAGUCUCAAUGAAGAGCUACACAYGGGGCUUAUGGUCUGAUUGAUCCAGAAUUCCCAACAUGGCUUCAGUGGGUCACAUGGAUCUGCACCAGGUAUUGAGAGGGAAGCCCUGCAUUUCUUCACAAAUUCACGUUUCCAUUGUGAGGAUGCCUGCGCUUGGAGAGGAUACACCAGUAUAAAAAGCAGAAACGCUUCAUCAUAAAGCUGCAGAUAAUAAGCUGUUGUUCCCCUGGGAUCAGUACAUGCUGAAUUGUUAUCAGGACACGUUUGAAAGCCUUUUUGCUUCAGUGAACCCAAAUAGGACAACGUGCAAAUCAUGACUGAGUUAAAUAGUGUGGGGUUGAGAGGUGACAGGCUUUCUCUAGCUGGAUUUUAGACCUGCUGUCUGCUAGUGAGGGGGGGUUUCACCAGAGGAGCUUCCUCAUUAGGAACCAAAGAGGUCAGAGGUCAACUCACAUGGUCAAGUGGGUGGAAGACUUUAACGGUUUCUGCCAGAGYCACUAUCUGUGGGUGUUCAAGCUGAAUGAUUCUUGUUGAGAACAUAAAAGAAAAGUCAAGAAGUGGACAAUUGUGUCCAACGCUGUGGAACGAGUCGCCAUGCUAGAUGUCUGGAUUUGGACCAUCAGACUAUCUGUUCAGCUGCUGCUUUGGUCRCAACUCCUGGACAGUCAACAAACAGCAGAUCACAGGAAGGUGCCUCAGAGGACAGAGUCUCAACAGGAGUUCAGGGCAGAGUACRGGGAAAUUCAGGGAGCCUGGGGCACCUGGGGCGCCUGGUCAACCUGCUCCCGGACAUGUGGGAAAGGGGUACAAGAACAGACGAGGCCCUGUCUGCCUGUGUACACUCAAUACCCCUCCAGAGGAGUUGCCGUUCAGCCCCAGCAGCCAGGCCAUGUCAUUUCAGCUUUGAAGCCUGCUGCUGCUCCACGCCACAGUGGUGUCAGAGCCUUCAACAACAGCAGCAGCAGGGGAGAGCUGAGAAGGGAGAAGCAGAGCAGGCCAGGAGAACGCAGGAAGGUCACCCACAUUGUCCCAGGGAGGUAUGGCUAUGGACGAGCACCUCAUGUGGCUCCACUGUUAGUGGAUUCAGGCAGAGGCUCAGCUUCCCCUCGCCUCCACAGACAAAAACGCUCCCCUGCUGCUAACUCCCUCCAGGCCUUUCCUGGAAGGCACACCGACCUCAGAUCACCCAAACUGGAUGCCUCCAACAACCUCCAUCGCUUUACCAGGCCAUAUGUGCAUCCCAGGACUCAACAUCCCAGGAAUAACCAAGUCUGGGCUUCCCUUUACCAGCCUGCAUCCUCUAACCAGGCUGAGGUCCAGACUGGGAGUCACACCUCCAGCCACCAGCUGCACAAAGAGAGACCUUACAACCCACUGCCUUCAUCCUUCUGUACAGGGGAGCAUGCUCACUACAGGAUCUGCAACAGUAAUGAUUGUCCUCCAUCCAGCAAAGGCAUCAGAGCGGUUCAGUGUUCUUCCUACAACAGCCAGCCAUUCAUGGGCAGACUCUAUAAAUGGGAACCUUUUAAUGAAGUUCCUGGGGGCCAGCAUUGUGAGCUAAACUGCCGGGCCACUGGGUUCAGAUUCUACGUGCGACAGUCAGACAGAGUGAUUGAUGGCACGCCGUGCGGACAAAAUGAAACAAAUCUGUGUGUGGCGGGACAGUGCGCGAGCCUUGGGUGCGAUGAGUAUCUUGGAUCUGGGAAGGUGGUUGACAAGUGCGGCGUGUGCGGAGGUGACAACUCGACCUGCAGGCUGGUCUCAGGAGUGUUCAAACACAGCUUGUCCAAGAUUGGCUACCACAAGAUAGUGGAGAUCCCAGAGGGAGCCACAAGGAUCAACGUGACGGAGAUGGUGAAGAGCAGAAACUACCUGGCUCUGCGAAGCCGUUCAGGGAGAUCCAUUAUAAAUGGAAACUGGGCUAUCGACCGACCGGGGAAAUAUGAGGGUGGAGGUACCAUGUUCACCUACCGCAGACCCAAUGAGAUCAGCAGUACAGCUGGGGAAUCCUUUCUUGCUGAGGGCCCCACCAAUGAAAUUCUGGAUGUUUAUAUGAUCUUUCAGCAACCAAACCCUGGGGUUCACUACGAGUACAUUCUCUCCUCUGAGAAAACCGUCAAGCCUCAGCAACCAACACAAACAGCAGAAGAAUCUGCGAGAGGACAGGAUGAGUACACGCAGCAGAGCCACACGCAGCAGGAGAACUUCAACUCUGCAGGAGGGGGAAGAUAUCAGCCACAUCUUCCUGACAACCAGGUACCUGCUGUGGUUCCUCCAAGACGUGACAGGGAGUACAACUGGAAACUGACUGGCACCACAGAAUGCAGCGCCUCCUGUGGAAAAGGUUUCAGAAAUUCAAUCUUCCGCUGCGUCCACYGGCUGAAUCACGUCGAGGUGUCGGAUGCUUUUUGUGAAAGCAGCAGCCGCCCAGGUCCACAGGAGGAGGCCUGCAACCUGCAGCCCUGCCCAGCAUUUUGGGAUAUCGGAGAGUGGUCGGAGUGCAGCAAGACCUGUGGACUGGGCAUGCAGCACCGGCAGGUUCUGUGCCGCCAAGUUUAUGCCAACCGCACCCUCAACGUCCACACGAGCCGCUGCCGACACCUGGAGCGACCCGAAACGGCCAGUACCUGCCAGCUCAAGAUCUGCAGUGAGUGGCAGAUCCGCUCUGAAUGGACAUCUUGUUCGGUGCCGUGCGGGGUGGGUCAGAGGUCAAGAGAGGUGCGCUGUGUGAGCAACGUGGGUGACUUCGUUCCUGAUGAGGAGUGCAACAUGAACCUGCGACCCACCAACGUAGAGAACUGCGACAUGGGAGCCUGUGCCAAGAGCUGGUUCUACACCGAGUGGGGAAACAGGUGCUCCGCUGAAUGCGGGAUGGGUGUCCGAACCCGCAGCAUUCUUUGCCUGACCAACCAUAUCAGCAGCCUCCCUCUGGAGGGGUGUGGCAGCGAGCGGCCUGCAGACUCCCAGGUCUGCAACAACGGUCCCUGUGACAAUCGAAUCGAGUGGUUCACAGGUCCUUGGASCCAGUGCUCUGCAGAAUGCGGCUCAGGCAGUCAGCAGAGGUCAGUGGUGUGCCUGAUAAAGUCUGAUGAAGGAUUUACCGUCAUGCCACCCUAUGAAUGCUCAUCCUUGGACCGACCACUCAGUCAGCAGAGCUGCAAUAUUAAGACCUGYGGUUCGAAGUGGUACCACACUGACUGGAGUGCGUGUUCAAAAACGUGCGAAGGAGGUUUCCGCGUUCGGGAGGUGCGCUGUCUGUCAGACGACAUGCUGUCCUCUGAGGCCUGUGAUGAGCAGCUGAGACCGGCGGACAGGGAGGACUGCAGCCCUGAGCCCUGCAUACCUCAGAUAGACYUGAACUGCAGAGACAAGUACUACAACUGCAACGUGGUGGUCCAGGCUCGCCUCUGUGUUUACGAUUAUUACAAAACAGCAUGCUGUGCGUCUUGUUCACGCAUCGYACACAAACAGAAGGCACACCGAGGUCACAGCUAGCACCGACUUCCUGAGGAUCCUAAUUCACGCCCACUAAAGGUUCUCUGACCCCGAGCCUGCCUGGACAGACGGACGGGCAGGACCUUUUCCAGAAAGGACCCUCGUUAAUGUUAAGAGCGAUGAAAACCAGAGAAGGACCAUUUGUGUUGGAUCUUUUACAGGUUGCUGUUGGGGAACCAAAAAAAAGGCCAUAAAUCAUGUGUGACAUGAAUCUAGGUGCUGGAAAUAAGGAACGUUAUCCGGAUCAGCGAGAGCCACAACAAACAGAGGCAUCAGCAACAAAAACUUGUCGGGUUCUUGUUCUUCAGUUUGAGAUGAAGCGUUCACAGCUGGCUCUUGUGCAUCACUUUGUCCAGACUGCCAGUGAACCCUCUGCGGAGGAUAUAUUCUAACAAAGUGGAAACUGUCCAGCAUAUAAUAAGCGGUUUCACAUCCAGCCUCACUAACAUCGGCUCAUUAAACUGAGCUCAGCACAAAAACAUUCCUUUCAUAAACAAAUUCUGUGCAUUAAACCCUCCAWKGGGCUAACGWCGUGUCCKUUCCUACGCUGCCCUGAGAUGUAAGAGCAGCUUAUGUAAUAUAAUUAUCUGUAUAUAUGUUUGUGAAUGGCAACGUUUGAUAAAUGUUUUUUUUUAAUGGUWCUCUGAGCCUCCCACAUAACCUAAAAGGAGGGGGGAGUCCUCUUUAUUUAUGUAUGUGACUCUCCAGGGUGGUUGCUACUUUAUCGGCCACUGGUGGCUUCUUCUUUUCAGCUGUUCUGCCUCUAAG
Poecilia reticulata (guppy) is the source of this 4340-nucleotide messenger RNA. The record is from RefSeq and is a predicted model, not a curated record. Lineage: Eukaryota; Metazoa; Chordata; Actinopteri; Cyprinodontiformes; Poeciliidae.